Messenger RNA from Ipomoea nil (Japanese morning glory), 1103 nucleotides. RefSeq lists its product as uncharacterized. The record is from RefSeq and is a predicted model, not a curated record. The transcript is spliced from 4 exons. Bases 68 to 973 code for a protein of 301 amino acids. Lineage: Eukaryota; Viridiplantae; Streptophyta; Magnoliopsida; Solanales; Convolvulaceae.
GUAAUAAAAUUUCCCCCGCCAAUUUCCAACUUUUCCCGAAAAGAGUAGUCACUAGUGAGAGGGAGAGAUGAGCGGAGGAGAGGAAACACUGGUUGAAGCGGCGUUGCGGGUUCUGAACACGGCUGACCCGGUGGAGAAGGCCAGUCUCGGCGAUGACGUCGCUAACAGGUGGCUCCAAGGUCUCAUUUCCCGCCCAUAUCAUCCUUCCCUAGAUCUCCCUGUACCUGACCGCCCCGCCAGGCUCACUAAUGUGAAGCUGGUGUCACCAAGUCUGAUGCCGAAGCUCGGGAAAGCUGGAAGCUUGCAGAGUAGACAGGCCAUUGUUCACAGUCUUGUUCACACUGAAAGCUGGGCUAUCGACUUGUCUUGGGAUAUAAUUGCUCGUUUUGGUAAGCAAGAGUCCAUGCCAAGAGAAUUUUUCACGGAUUUUGUUAAGGUGGCACAAGAUGAAGGCAGGCAUUUUUCCAUGCUUGCUGCGCGGCUUAAGGAGCUAGGCUCUUUCUAUGGAGCAUUACCUGCUCAUGAUGGUCUCUGGGAUUCCGCCAUGGCUACCUCCAAGGAUUUGUUGGCACGCUUGGCCAUUGAGCAUUGUGUUCAUGAGGCUAGGGGACUGGAUGUGAUGCCAACAACCAUCUCACGCUUCCGUAAUGGAGGUGAUAACGAGACGGCUGAUUUGUUGGAAACCGUGGUUUAUCCAGAAGAGAUAACCCACUGCGCUGCCGGGGUGAAAUGGUUCAAGUAUCUAUGCUUGAGGUCAAGAAAUCGGAAUUCGGGCGAUGACCUCCUCUUGUCACAAGUUGCUGCAGAGGAUGAUGAUGAUGACGAUGAAGUGGUUCAGAAAUUUCAUGAUACUGUGAAGGCACAUUUCAGAGGGCCAUUGAAGCCUCCUUUUAAUGCAGCUGCCAGAAAGGCUGCAGGGUUUGGGCCUCAAUGGUAUGAACCUCUUGCAGUGAAAGAUGUCUCUGGGCAGUGAAGUUUUUCAUAUUUGAACACCAAUCUAUUUCUUUUUGUUACGGUUUUACUACAUUGAAGAACUUCAAACAAUUUUAGAGAACCUCAUAUCUUAUAAUAUGAUAAUAAUCUAAUCCAGUCUUGAUUAGGCC